AUGGCAAUGUCCUCUGGCGCUGUUACAACUCUUGACGGAAUUUCUAUACGAUAUAUUUUUGCUGGGAAUGCAACUGAUCCUGUGCUACUGUUUAUUCCGGGAUGGGCACAAACGGCAAUCCAGUGGCGGAAGCAGAUUUCCUAUUUCAGCGCCAAGUACCGCGUCAUUGCUAUUGACCAUCGCGGCUUUGGCGACUCUGAUAAACCGGAAUGGGGGUAUCGAAUAACUCGUUUGGCAGCAGACUUGAACGAUAUAAUUCUUCAACUAGAUCUUAAGGAUGUUGUUCUCUGUGGACAUUCCAUGGGUUGCUCCAUUAUCUGGGCACAUUGGGACACUUUCGUUUCUUCUCGGACGCGUAUUUCUCGUCUUAUACUUGUCGACCAAUCGCCUUGCAUAAUCGCAGAUCCAGCAUGGGAUGACGGCGUGGCCAAUUCUCUAGGAUCAAUAUUCACACCCACUACUGCUCUUGAGAUGGGAAACAGUUUACGUGGGGCCGAAGGAAGGGAAUAUGCGGCCGGAUUUCUGAGAUCCCUAUUCUCUCCAUCACUGAGCGCGGAAGACUUUGUAUGGAUGAAGCAUCAAUGGAGCAAAAUGAAUCUCUCUCAUGCAGCCAAGUUAUUAAUAAACCACGCUGCAGAGGAUUGGAGGGAUGUCAUACCCACAAUCACUAUUCCUACGCUCGUUGUCGGUGGUGAACGAAGUGUAUUUGGGAUAAACAGUGCUCGAUGGAUUGCUUCUCACAUCCCACAGAGCAAACUGGAAAUCUUUAAAGAAAAUGAAAGCGGCAGCCACUUUAUGUUUUGGGAGAACGAUGCUAAAUUUAACGAAGUGGUCGAGAAGUUUCUAAGUAAUUAG
This is a messenger RNA of Trichoderma asperellum CBS 433.97, 855 nucleotides long. RefSeq lists its product as uncharacterized. Gene Ontology annotation, molecular function: hydrolase activity. The record is from RefSeq and is a predicted model, not a curated record. NCBI's taxonomy places the organism in Eukaryota, Fungi, Ascomycota, Sordariomycetes, Hypocreales, Hypocreaceae.